CAACAUGCCAACUCUAUCUAAUCGACAUCGGCCAACUAGUUGCCGUUGUACCGCUGAUACCUAUACGUCGCAAUCCUGCUGUCGGUUGUCUUAACAGGCUGUUUGUUUACCACUUACGACACCGGAUUCUCUAAUCCUGAAUUUUGCCGUAGUCAAGGGAUAUCGAUUUUUAUUAGAAUGGCUUCUCGCAGUCACUAUAUCAUCCAUCAUCCAGGCUCUUGGACCUUGAGGACACUCAGGCACUCAGACUACUAAUGAUGUGGGAGUACUUCUCGGACAAGUCUAUCUUAAUUACCGGAGGCACAGGCUUCCUAGGCACCGCAUUGGUCUUGCGGCUGUCCUUACAGGCUCACCCGAAACAUAUAUACCUUCUUUGUCGGGGAGGCAAGACUCGAGCAAUACAGAAAUGGCGGGAAUUUCUUCCAGGGCCUCUCGCAACUACGCUGAUCUCAUCCGAGUCCAUCACCUAUCUAGACGGCAAUAUCAAAUAUCCGAGCCUAGGCUUAGCAGAUACCUCGCUUGUUACACUUAAAAAAGAAGCAGAGAUCAUCAUCCACGCCGCCUCAUCCAUCAACCUCGUGGACCCGCUGGGCAAACUAUCCCAAAGCAUCAUCGGCGCUACAGAACGGCUCGCCCACAUAGCGUUAGAGUGUCCCCACUUACAACGCUUCGUGUACAUUUCCACGGCCUUCGCGAAUAGCCAUCUUUACGCGGAAUCGCGGGCCGUAGACAUCCCGAUCCGAGAAGAGCUAUACCCGCUUUCUUCAAUCCCCACAGCCACAUCAUGGAAAGACGUUCAAAAUCGUGGCUCCUCGGAGGAAUACGAGGCGAAUGAAUUCCCCUGGGAUUAUGCCUACGCAAAACAUCUUUCGGAGAGAGUCCUCGCUGAGGCCUUUGAUAAUGCCCAAGCAUACGAUAAAUUGCUCAUCAUCCGGCCGUCCAUCUUCGGUCCCGCUCAGAGUUUUCCUUACGCCGGAUAUAGUGUUCCCUUGUCUACGCCGUUGACGGCUCUGGCAGCCAUGGUAGCGAUCACACCCUCUGUUUGGUUCAAAGCUGCAACACGGGCCCGUGAUCCCGACAUAGAAGUUACAGCGGACGAGGUCCCCGUGGAUGUGGUUGUGGACAGGUUGCUAUUCCACCUCAGACAUGGAAGCACGGGCUACGUGCACGCGGUCUGUGGUGAACGGGGAAGGUACCGGUUCAAAGACCUCUGGGAGGACGGCAUGGCAAUACGCAAGCUUCCAUGGAGACCCAGGGUCGUCUGGUUGGACGUAGACUGGCAUUCGUCUCAAUUGCACUAUAUAACUCGAUUUUAUGUACUCUUUGGACCAUCGUUCAAUUUCUCCGAGGACAGAACCACCGAACUCUGGGAUCGAGUUCCCGAGUCUGAGAGACAAGGUUUAAAUGUGUACAAGGAUUACAACAAGGGGUUUGACUUAAGAGCCAGGAUCAGAGAUAUACGAUACUGCGCGCGAGCGCUUGCGAGUCACUUCGGAUUUCCGAGUUGGGUUGGAAAACUCCUUUUAUAACAUUGGGUAACAUAAUUAGCG
Messenger RNA from Aspergillus sclerotioniger CBS 115572, 1550 nucleotides. Its product is annotated as male sterility domain-containing protein. Gene Ontology annotation, molecular function: alcohol-forming very long-chain fatty acyl-CoA reductase (NADP+) activity. Gene Ontology annotation, cellular component: peroxisome. Lineage: Eukaryota; Fungi; Ascomycota; Eurotiomycetes; Eurotiales; Aspergillaceae. The transcript has 3 exons. Gene Ontology annotation, biological process: long-chain fatty-acyl-CoA metabolic process. The coding region runs from base 255 to 1529 and encodes 424 amino acids. The record is from RefSeq and is a predicted model, not a curated record.